UCCCACCAUCCCCUGCCACUCUCUCCGCCUCCCCCUCUCCCUGCAGGCCAUAGUGUUUCGCUUGUUGGCCCUCUGCACUCCCCCAUCGCUGCCUGCAGCAGCAGGGGCAGCAGCGGGGGGGGCAGCAGCAGGGGGCCUAGCAGGGGGCCCAGCAGGAGGGUCAGCACAGGAGGAGGGGCAGAAGGAGGGGGAGCUUCCAGAGGCGCUGGUGGAGCUGCUGAGAGCGUUCACAGUGGAUGCGCCACCAGCAGUGACUGCUCGCCUGCAGCUUUUCCAUAUGCCAGCAGCAGCAGUGGCAGCGCACCCCUCGCUGGCUCCGAUCGCCGACUCUCUCUCCUCGCUCUCCCACGACUCGCCCCUGCCACAACAGCUAACACAGGUGCUGCUUUCCUGCCCGAACAUGGCACAUGGAUC
Molecule: messenger RNA, 414 nt
Organism: Closterium sp. Naga37s-1
Lineage: Eukaryota; Viridiplantae; Streptophyta; Zygnematophyceae; Desmidiales; Closteriaceae
Source: the annotation of a GenBank genome assembly